ACAAGAGAAAGGGCAUGUCGGCUUAGCUCCACUCCUUUUUCAUCCUGCCACUUUGCUGCAUUUAAGUGGGAUAUUGGCUGGAUUCGGUCUCUCUUCUCCGCGCGCUCUCUCUCUCUCCUCCCUUCAUCCCUCCGUUCCCCCCUUCCCUCCUCCUCCUACCCCUCCUCCUCCCCCUCUUUCACUCCUUGUAGAGGUCUGGAUCACAUUUAAAACCACAUGUUCCUGUGUGCAAGCAACUGAGCCUGGAAGUCGGCAAGCAGGAAACGUGGUGACAGCAGAGUGGGACUGGAGCGCACAACGACGGGACAGACAUGCACGCCUCCCAGAUGGCCUUGCACACACUGGUGGCUGGAGAAGACUGGAUGUGAGCCCGUGGCGUAUUUUGCAAACACAUUGUUUGACACAUCUGGAUCCGUGAAGACCCUGGGCCAAAUCUGGCCGGUCCAAGACAGAUGACAGCAUCAAGGGGUUGUUCUGCUCAGAGAAAAUCGCAGAAAAAAGGAAAAACUGCUAAGUCUUAGACUAGCACUGAUUGAUGUUUCAUUCUCCUCCUCUUUUUUUUUUUUUUUCUUUUUUUAAAAGAGGAGAGCCCAUUUGGCUCCGAAAAGCCGUUUGUGACAGGUCUCUAUUGGUGCGCCUGUGUGGUCCAGUGUGAGAAACCUGCUUCGUGAUUUGUGAGCGUGCGUGAGUGUAUACGCAGACUGGCCUCCCUCGCUGCUCAGUCGCUGGACGGUAUCCUGGAGAGUCAGUAGCAGGAUGAAGACACAGAAAUGUGCUGGACUUCACAUGUUGUUACUCCUGUAUGUCAGACUGAUGCUGGCCGUGGACGCCUACAGACCCCAGAGAGACAUAAACCAGGAGAGGUGGGAACAGGAAUUAAGGGAAGCUGGGAGUCUGGAUGAGCUUCUGAUGUUGACCGAGUACCCGGACUGGAAGCUGUGGAGAUGCAGGCUCAAGCUGAAGCACUUUGAAUACGCCACUCCACCUGAGAGCCGCAGGUCAACUCGCUAUGCGGCCGCAUCGUUCAGCCCAGAGAUGCUAAAAGAUAUUGAUGACGAAUGGCAGAAAACACAGUGUAUGCCCAGAGAGACGUGUGUAGAUGUGGCAAAAGAGCUGGGCACCAAUACGGCUGUGUUCUUUAAGCCCCCGUGCGUCUCUGUCUUCAGGUGUGGCGGCUGCUGCAACAAAGAGGGAGUUACCUGCCGUAAUACAAGUGUGACUUAUGUCAAUAAAACUAUUUUGAGUGUGAGUCUGGCUCCGUAUAAAACUGGACCAGAGCCUGUGCUGGUGAAAAUAGCCAAUCACACUGAGUGUAUGUGCCAGGAACAUUCGCUGAUCCGCAGACAUGUUCGUGAGAAGCAUAAGAAGAGUUGCUCUCCUACACGUAAGCCAGAGGACAAGAGGCUGUGCAACAAAGGUUUAAUAUGGGACUGGAUGGCAGAGCGAUGUGUGACGUACCCCUCCAGUAAAGAAGAGCCUCCGUCUACUGUCAGUGAGGAGGACUGUGAGAUUGAUGUAGAGCGAUGUGAAUGUAUUCCAAAAGUAUGGACACACAGAUUACAUCAUACGUGACAUGAUUCACCAAAUCUUCUGAAGCUGCAAGAGAGAAAACAACGAUGAACACAACGCCCUGACAAUCUGCAAGUGCUGAGUGCAGAGACUGCAAAACACCAUUUAAUUUAUUUAUCUCUCUAUUUAUAUCAAAUAAAAAUUCUUUUAUUAACAUUUUAUUCACACAUCUCAUCAGUAGCUAACAUGGCAGCGAUAGCUUUCUAAAUAUAAAAACAACGCUGCUUUUCUGUUUGAACACAUGAAAAAUGAUAUCUGAGGUAAAUGUCUCCUUUGCACUGAAGACAACGUUUCAUCCUAAAGAAUGUCUGUGGAAUUUCAUAGAUAUAAUUUAUAUCUAAAACAAUUAUAUUUAAGUGUAAAUUAUAAUUUUUCAAAAUGUUCCCUGGCGGGCUAAUAGGGUCUAUGUGGGUUCAAGUCAUGUUUCCAUGGCACAAGAGGACUACAUGCGAGAUGGUGUACAUACAGAAGUACUUCAUUACUCACUUGCAUUGAGGAAAUGGCCAGGCCUCUGUUUAAGUUGAUGUGUUCAAAACUGAGCAUGCUGCCAACAAUAAAACAAAUUAUGUACUGGAGAUGAAAGCUGUUCAAAUAAAAAACGGCAAAUUUAAUAAAUAGGCCUAUGAUUGUGAUGUUUUCAAGGACCACUGAAACCAUUUAAUGUAGUGUAUUAAAGCAUGAAGCAUUUUCAAAGAGGAAAAAAUGAGUCCUUGCAAUAAAACAGUAGCAUUCCUGUGUUUCAAUAACUUUGAAUGGUUCAUUUCAGUAUUAACUGUUUAAAUAAAGACAGGGGCAAAUUGU
This is a messenger RNA of Onychostoma macrolepis, 2370 nucleotides long. RefSeq names its product vascular endothelial growth factor D (gene vegfd). Gene Ontology annotation, biological process: positive regulation of endothelial cell proliferation; positive regulation of protein phosphorylation; positive regulation of angiogenesis. The transcript has 7 exons. The record is from RefSeq and is a predicted model, not a curated record. Gene Ontology annotation, molecular function: vascular endothelial growth factor receptor 3 binding; growth factor activity; chemoattractant activity. The coding region runs from base 757 to 1572 and encodes 271 amino acids. Lineage: Eukaryota; Metazoa; Chordata; Actinopteri; Cypriniformes; Cyprinidae. Gene Ontology annotation, cellular component: membrane.